Fusarium fujikuroi IMI 58289 is the source of this 1851-nucleotide messenger RNA. RefSeq lists its product as uncharacterized. NCBI's taxonomy places the organism in Eukaryota, Fungi, Ascomycota, Sordariomycetes, Hypocreales, Nectriaceae. Bases 1 to 1851 code for a protein of 616 amino acids. The record is from RefSeq and is a predicted model, not a curated record. The transcript has 2 exons.
AUGGAUCCUAGAUUUCCAGUCUCUCGCGAAGAUCUGUACAGUCUGCAGAUGGAAGUGAAGCAAGUGCAAUAUACUCAGAGCAAUCAUGCUGAACGGCUUCUUCGAUUGGAAAAGAAACAGGCGGAUGAUGCCGCAUUGAAGUCUGUCUGGAACUCUCCCUUUCCAGGUGUCUUGAGUGGCACACCUCAAACAGGACCUGUUUCCAUUCCACACAAUGACAUGUUUGAUGACUUGGAUGAGCAAGGUGAGGAGCUUCUAGGAUCUCUUCAUCUUGGACCAGCAGAGGAAGAGCCGGUUCGCCGAGGCGCUGCUUCGCGGGCUAAUAGUGUUCGAUUCGACGAAAGCGCCCUGCACGGAUCCAGUUGGGGAGGCCCAAGCAAUCGUCACUCUGGAGACUUUGGCCCUGUUCGUCCCGGAAGUGGCCUUAUGAUGGAGCGCUCAUUAUCUCACAAGUCGGAUGGACGACACAGUUCUGCUGGACAUUCAGUCCACUCUCACCACUCCAUUGCUUCUGGCCGGGCUAGCAGCUUAGGCCUUGAUAAUAACUUUGCUGUUGGCGACGACGACGAUUCGUUCGACAUUCCUGGCCCCCCUGCGGCGUUUUAUGUCCUCGGGACAGUCCCUUCGAUCGUUCGAUGUUGGUUAACCACCAACUUUGGACACUCAACACUCCUCUACGCCGACGUUUGCAGUGGCUCGCAAAAGUCCACGGUUGAGUAUUCUCUCCUCAGAGAGUUGGAUCUUGUCGAUCAGAUCCAUCGCGAGGUUGACGGUGCAUAUCGCGUUAGGUUGAAUGUCUACUUUGCAGAGGCUGUGGUGACGCAUCAUGGCAGUCGUUCUAGUAGCCCUCAUGGGCCUGUCCCUUCAAUCACGGUCUUUUUCGAGGUCCUUGGAGUGACAGAGCAGCCUAUUCAGGCCGUAGAUCGCAAAGCCAUUCGAAUUUACUUGGGCAGCGAUGCUCUCAGAGCCCAUUCCGCAGAUAUUCUAUUUUCCCAGAAUACUAUGACCCUUCGUGGCGACGAGCGAGAGCGACUUCAGGUCCCCUUUGUCCGACCAGAGGAUGAAAACGUGUUUCGGAAUAUUUGCACUACCAACAUGGUCCCAGAGAAGCCCAAGUUGAAUGCAAAUGCUGCUCCUUUCAUCUCUGGGGAUUUCAGCCAGGCUAGCCAGGAGAGUAAUCCUGACACGGAGGCCCCUCAGCAGGAUUAUGAGUCUCGAAGCGAAAUGUCGCCAAUGGCAAUUGACGCGGUUCUCCAUAAGCGACCCAGUUCCAGAGGCAGUGUGUCCGGUGCGGAGAGUGAGAGAAGGUCUCGUGGACUCACCAACGGAGACCAACUAGGUCCUAAGGAGCGUGCUGCUGAGCAUUCUGCCCCCGAGGGCUCCAGGCGAGAACCCCUUUCAGGGAUUUGGGGAUCAUGGCGCCAUGGAUCAGGGAAUGGAGUGGACGGCCCGCACAGAGAUGGUUCAUUGAGUGGAUAUCAACCUGCCGGCCGAGGCCGCAACAUGAAAGUUCUGAAGCCCCAGAAGUCGGCCACGAGGACAGUUUCUUCUUAUGAUGCCUCUUCGUCCAAAGGCCAGGGAGAUGGUCGGCGCAAGAGUCAAGUCGGCAUUGGGGAGAACGGUGGCACUCCUGCUAAUCGAUGGGAGGCUAAGCGUGCGGUGAGUAUGAGCAGCGAACACAAAGCGCAAUCGCAGACACAGUCGCUUCCACCUCCAAGUCGUGAUGGUCGCAGCGCCAACGCCAAUAGCAACAAUUCCCUGCCUAGGUCUGCCAACCCUGUCGGAGUUGCUUCAGCGUUCUCAUGGAUGACACCAACAUCCAAAGCCAAAACAACCGCGGGCUCAGAGUAA